AUGUCUCUACUAUCUUUUGAACUGAAUGACGAUGCAUAUGAUCUUGCAAGCGAUAUCGAUGGAAUGAUUCAAGUUGCAUCCGAUGAGCAUUCCACCACAUCGCUCAUACUUGUCAAUCUGGUGGCCCGCCGAAUCCGCGAGUUCCAAGACAAUGAUGAUGAUUUCACGGGCUCUGGGACUGCUCCAGCAGAUCUCCUGGCAAGUCUUUGCUCAAAUGAUACCGACGACGUUAGUCACGAAUUCCUACGGGGUGAAGCCAAUUCCAUGGACCUUGCGACCAUGCCUGACGAUUUGUUGCUUCUGGUUCUCCCUAUGCUGCUGCAUAUUGAUACAAAACUCCCAAUCCCCGAGGACCUUCAUGCUCUGCAUGAAUUUGCCGAAGCGUCGUCAAAGCACCGGGAGCAUGUGGAAACAUGGUUGAGAUCUGAUCCGGCCCAAAGCACACUUGAACAAGUUUUCAAGCCAUGGAUGAACUACUACAGCUUCAAAUCCGCGUACCAAUGCAGAAACGAGACUGCGGCUCAGAAAGCUAGCCGAGGUGGUGCUGGGUUUAACUAUACGUAUGAUUUCGUGAAAGAAUGCCAGUGCACAAACUGUCUCCCACUUCUCAGCAAUCUUUGGUUGGUUGAUUUCAGGAACUACGACCAAAAUGGGAGGAGCUUCCUCCAUGCAGCCGUUGAGGGUGGAGAUGUCGAAUGUGUGAUGUUCAUUGUCGCUGUCUUGCUGAAAGGAGGCUUGGAUCCUCGGCACUUUCCUACGUCUAUCGACGGGAUGUCUAAUCCUCACCAUGUCGCUUUGAUGCACGACAAUGAUGUCUUCAGAGGGAUCGUUGAAUUUCUAGAGGAUGCUGGCUACCCUUUAUCUGUUUGGAACGAUGAUGGCCUCAAGCUCGAACUGUGCAGCUUCAUCACUGCUGAUAUGGCCGAACGCCUCCUGUCGAAAGGAUUUAACAUCACCAAGCUCCCCAGAGAUACACUUCCGAUGUAUCUGCCAAAUGACGAUGACCCCAAUUACGACUCCGGCGAGGAGUGGAACCGCGAUGCAGAAUAUGGUGAUCCUAUCAUCUGGGACGAAGACUUCGACCCCGACAAUGACAAGCUCGACCCAAAAUCAAUUUAA
Messenger RNA from Penicillium digitatum Pd1, 1119 nucleotides. Its product is annotated as Ankyrin repeat-containing domain. Lineage: Eukaryota; Fungi; Ascomycota; Eurotiomycetes; Eurotiales; Aspergillaceae. The record is from RefSeq and is a predicted model, not a curated record. Gene Ontology annotation, molecular function: protein binding.